CAAAUCCUAUACUUACUGCAAAGAUUCAUGAUAAAAUGCGCUAUUUUAAUGGAUUUGAUGAUUUCGAACCUCAAAUAUCUAAUAACCAUUAUGUAUAUGACUUUGAUCUUGGUCCUAAAAAUCAAAAAAACAAAAAAAUCACACAAAAUUAUGUGGAUCUUUUUAUCAAAGAGUUCAAUGUUCAAUUUGAAGAAACACAAACAAAUGAAAAAUGGAAUGAGGCCACGAUUACUGAAAUUGCUGAAGCAUACUUCAAAACCUUAAAAAAAGAGCGAAAUACUACACCAGCUAUGAAACUUUUAAAUGAUCAACACUCAAGACGCUGCAAGCGACGUGAUACAGUAACUAAAUAA
Messenger RNA from Racocetra persica, 353 nucleotides. The record is from the annotation of a GenBank genome assembly. Lineage: Eukaryota; Fungi; Glomeromycota; Glomeromycetes; Diversisporales; Gigasporaceae.